AAGCAAUGCGAGCAGCAGAUUUGUCAGUAUGACAAUGCUUUAGGAAUGAACGAUGUCGUAGACGCAACAGUAGCCAUAGUCUUGUGUCAUUCACGCUAUUUAAUAAUGCAAUUUUGACACGAACUAAGUCCAGACCCUUUCGGUUUCAAAACGUCAGCAACUUGACAGCUUGUGCGUUGGUGCCGUGCCUCCUUCUGGUUUCGAACCAGUUUUUCGUCUCCAGAGCUAUUCGUUUCGAAUCUUGAUACCUGUUUGCAAAUCAACAGAAGACUUGAAAACAUUUCAGGGAAUUUUUAACAUGGCAGAUGUUCAUCUUGCUGGGGCGACUCUGCUCUUGGCCCUACUGCGAAUCUGUGCAGACACCCAGGCAUUAUCAUUUCUUCAAGACGUUUACGUUUCCAAGUUCGGAAAUGACUCUGCAAGUUGCGGCUCUCGCCAUGACCCAUGCCAAUCAAUAGAUCAAGCAGUUAUUCAUGUGAAUUGGGGAGGAAGGAUCCUCUUGAACGGAACAGGCACCGAACAGCAUCCCUAUGGCUGUGUUGGCGACAAUCAUCCGGGUAUUACUGUAAACAAAACUUUAACAAUGGCAGGCUUGUACCACACUCCUCAUGUUUCUUGUGAUGAUGGCAUUCGCUUUCGAAAUUCCCAUGAUGAGCUGCAGAUUGAAUUAUUACGGAUAGUAUUUCGGCAAACACCUCUGACAUUUGACGAUUGCCUUCAUGUGAAGGUAUCCAACUGCACUUUCCAAAACGCAUCAACGGCUUUUGACAUGCAAAUUCAAAAAAGGAGAAGUUGUCAGAUUGAUAUUCAAAGCUCGAUGUUCUUUUAUAAUAGCCCAUUCUGCAUUAAACUCCUGUUACUAAGUAAAAAUACAAGCCAGAGUCUUGAUGUCGCGAUGAGAGUCUUCGACACCAAAUUUGUGGAAAACGGAGUACUUGACAGACAGCCAAUUGAUGGAGGAGUGGUGGUGAUAACAUCUAAAGGCGAAACGGUUUCCAACGACACGCAUAUUCAUACCUUCUUCGAGAAAGUCUCUUGCAAGAGGAAUCGUGGCCCUUUCAUAACUCUCAAUGUAUCAAAAGCAGUCACGGAUGAGAUGUACAAAGACGUUUAUCUCAAACACAAUACGAUGCCUUCCUCAGGCAAAAUGUCAGACUUCCUCGUCGUAAACAGCUUGUAUCGCUCAGUUACUAAAGAAACGCAUGCAAAGUUCAUCAGCUUUCAAUGUGUGCAAAACGCUAUGCUCCGAUGCAUUGGAAUUCAGUCUGACAAAGCUGAUGUCGACAUUCGAGAAUCUACCUUCGUCGGACAUAAUUUGACGAGAGAAGCAGGUGCUUCCUUACGUCUAGAGGUAAAACUUAAUGCUUCGUUGAAAGUUUUGAACACCAAUUUCACCAACAACAAGGCAAGCGAGGGUGGUGCUGUAUUUGCCAAUAGUCCCCAUGGAACUUUAAAUAUAAACUUCAGCUACUCCAAUUUUACAGGGUGCAGCGCAAUCAAGAGCGGUCGUGGGUGCGCAAUAUCAGUUGGAAAACCCCCUAAGCAUGGCAACUCGUCCUGUCCAUCCAAGUUGAAUUUUACAAUGCGCAAAGUAAUAUUUAGCAACUGUCACGGUCAUUUUCACAGAUGCGUUACUGUCUUCAUUCGAUUUAAUAGUGGAAAAGUGGAAAUAAAGGAGUCUAAGUGGGUGAACAAUUUGCGUAAGACGAGUGGCGCCCUGCAUGUAUUUUCCGAAACUGCAGAAAGUGAGGCAAAUGUAACUAUUUCAAGAUCGUCCUUUACAGAUAAUGUGGGAAGCACUAUAUCAAUAUCAGCUACAAAUGCAAACGUGGGAAACGCAACUCUUGUGGACAAUUUGAUUGCUAACUAUAAAAAUAAGCAAAAAGCCGCCUUGACGAUUAAUCCUCACUAUCAAAUUAAAAUAGAGAACAUUACAGUGACCAAUUUUCGUUACGGACUAAAAUCACUUGGAGGACGCUGGAGACAUGAAGCUUUUCCAUUUAAUAUCGCUGUUUUUAAUUGCACUUUGAUAAAUAAUAUUUAUGACAUGUUAUUGACUUUCCAUGAUCCCACGUCGAUCCAGCUGAUGAUCAAGAACACAAUUUUCACCAGCAAUGAAAUCAGAGAAAAAAGCUACGCAAUACGUUUGCACAUUCCACCAUUAAGAAAUGCCAAUUCGUCUGAUGCAUUUAUAGAACUGGAAAACAAUACUUUUGACCGCAGACCAUCGAGCAGUUUUGCUCUUUUCUUCCGAGGUAAUAAAACCUUGUCGAUUCGGCGUUCGAUAUUUAGAAAUUGCAUUUGUUUUUACCGAGAAAAGUGGUCAUUGUCUGCCAACGGAUCUUUCUACGAGACAGCUACCGGCGCGCUAUCAAUUCUAACCAACCCUGAUAAAUUACUGCAAUCAGGCUGUGUUCGCCCUGACGUCAAAAAGAACAUCCAUCCUUUGUGGACGUACCGCAGUCAUGUUCUUAUCGAGGAUACUAUAUUUCAGGAGAACGCAGGAUUGGUCGCCGGUGGCGUAUACAUCAGUAACGGUUACACAAAGUUUGAAAGAUGCGCUUUUCAAGAUAAUUUCGGCAUUGAACAAACUGGUCAUGUCUACUCCGCAUAUGGAACUGGUCAAUUUCAUUUCAAAGAUUGUUCAUUCUCCACGACAAAACCAAAUGUGACGAUAUUGCACAAUACUACUUUUAAUAAAGCCACCUUCUUGUAUUCCGAAAGUGGAGGGCCCAUGAAAUUUCAAAAUACAUCGAUGCGUUUCAUUGCCACUAAAAGGGGUUCGUAUCCUGUAUUUGAUAUUUCCAGUGGGGGAUAUGUUGAAGUGGAUGACAAUACAACUAUUCAAUGCAGUAAAGGAAGUCAACUUUUGCUUGAAAAUACAACACACUUCUCGCUUGCUGAGGAGGGACAGAAGAACAAUUUUUGCAAGAUUAAUGUUACGAGUUUGAAAUUUUCAUGCAAGUCGUGCUCUCCAGGUUACUACAGCCUCCAAAGAGGGAGCAUGCGUGGUUUAACUCUUAAUGGCUCCGUUCAGUGUUUACCAUGUCCAUUUGGAGCCACUUGCAUUCAUAGUAACAUAGCUGCAAAACCAAAUUUCUGGGGCCAACAGACUUCGGAACACCCACAGUCACUUCAUUUUAUUGCCUGUCCCGACGAUUAUUGUCAAAGUCCAACCUCUGGUUCCAAAGACUAUAACAGUUGUCAGGGGAAACGAACUGGUAUCCUCUGCGGAGCCUGUGCUCCGGGUUAUAGUGAGUCCCUGCUUUCUACUGAAUGCCUUCCACCCGAUAAGUGCAGCGAUAAGUGGUUGUGGAUCUUAACGUUUUUCGCAAUAACUGGAUUUGCUAUUUAUCUUUUAACCAAACCACCAGUCCUGAAAUUUCUUGGAAGGCAAAUAUUAUGGUGUAAAAGAAAAGAUCAGCAUCAAGUCGGCCAGGACUUGGGUCAAGUUGAAGAACACUUUGACAGCGGCUAUCUUAAGAUUGCGUUCUAUUUCUAUCAAGUUGCAGAGUUAUUGACAGUUGGCUCAACAGACGACUUGGUCCAUAAAAUACCGUUUAUUCCUGCCAUGGUAGCAAGUUUUAAUUUUCGAAUUCAUGCGUUCAAAGAAAGAAUGAGAUGUCCUUUUGCUGGGCUUACAGUAGUUACAAAAGAGUUGUUGCUGUCUGGAACAGUUUUUGCCACAAUGGCCGAUGUUGUAAUAAUCUACUUCAUGCAUUUGUGUUUCAACAUCGCAAGGAAUAAAGCAAUACCGUCUCCAGAACGUUACAUAGCUGUAAUCAUCGAAGUAAUGUUGUUUGGAUAUGAGCGAUUGGUAGAAACAUCGUUUAAGCUCAUGGAUUGCGUUCCUAUUGGCCCUGAAGAGAAGCGUCUUUUCUUCGAUGGAAACGUUAUAUGCUGGCAAUGGUGGCAAUACACACUAUUGGCUUAUACCGCAGUUUUCGUGGUCCCCUUUAUUUUCGUCCUAUAUUUUGGCUCUUCUAAGGUUUACAGAGCAUCGAUUUCGGCGACAGAGUUUCUCUGUGCUUGCAUUUUACCGUUGCCAUUUUUAAUUUACUGGUUAAUAAAAGGUGUGCUGAUAAACAGAGAGCAACGUGGUACAACAAUCGCAAGUGUGCAGCUUGUGAACCAGCACGUGCUUGAAGUACUAAUCGGUCCAUUUCGUCCACCAAACGGUGAAGAUAAAGGAACUCUAUACUGGGAGAGCAUCUUAAUUGGCCGACGUUUCAUUUUUCUUGCAUGCCACGCGUUAUUUGACGAUGCAAUGUUGUGCAGGGUUGUGAUGACGUUUGCUUGCGUCCUCAUGCUACUCCACCACGUCUGGAAGAAUCCAUACCGCGAUCCAAUCGCCAACGGUACUGAAACAGUUUCUCUUCUGCUUUUAGUGAUGAUCGCAUUAAUCAAUCUAACAAAGGCAACUCUCGUUUCGUUUGGGACAACCCCAGAAGGACCGAGCAAGUCUUACAUACAUGCUAUGGACUGGGUUCAGAUCUUGGCCUUGACAUUUCUUCCAAUGUUGCUUUCCCUUUGUGUGGUUUUAGCCAUUUUGUCUCAGCUAUUUCGAUUAAUGGUGUUAUUGGCAAUACAUACUCGUUGCUGUCUACAGAUGGCUUGUACAUCCUUGUGGACAACAGAAGAACUGAGGCCACUAAUAGUUAGACGUUAAAAGCAGUGGCGCCGCACCAAAUAAUUAUUUGUAGUGAACAAAGUUAGCUUAAGGUUGAAGGAAUCCUCGAAGCAAUAGUUACUUAAGUGGAUAACCGCCGAAGAGGUAUCACAGCGUUAAGGAAAAAAGGGAAACGAGCAUGGCUGAACUCUAGAAUGACAAGGAUAAGCUAGACUACCCGUAACGUAUGGAGCACUGUGUUUCAGGUCGCGAACUCAAGCUAGACGUUGGAGUUGCCUCAGUUAGUCUCUUGGAUGGCCUGACAAAAAAGGCUCUCAAAGAGAUCUUUCCAUGUCAUUUUCUAUCUUAAAGUAAUAAAAAACUAAGAAGGAUAAAUGAGUAUGGAAAUAAACGCAUGAAAUAUUGGCACUGUCUGUUUUUAUGACAACGAAUACUGAGUACUAGUUUGGCAAAUGCUAGAACUCCAGCUGAAGAUGUAUUAUCAAAUCAAUUUACUAAAUCUGCAGUUAUACCUGAACAACCCAAGAUAAACAGCACUAAAAAUUUACACCCGCAGCCAGUAAAAAUCAAAAUGAAAAAAAAAAAAAAAAAAAAAGAGAGAGAUUUACAUAGAUUGUUAAUGGAGGCAACUUCUACUUUGUUUGGCACUGGGCUCGAUGGACUGUUUUGUAAAAAGCUAAUCACUGGGUGGAGUGAUUUUUUUAAACGAGUUUUUUUCUGUUUUCUCAGUGCUUUCGAUUGACAUUAUUUAUUGUUCUCGUUGCAGCGGUUAUCAAUCACACGCGGUUAUCAAUCACUCGCGACCUUAUAUUUAAUGCCGAUGUAUUGAGUGAGCAAGCCGUACAUACCGAAAGUAAAAUGAUAAUUUUUACGAG
This is a messenger RNA of Orbicella faveolata, 5505 nucleotides long. RefSeq lists its product as uncharacterized. The record is from RefSeq and is a predicted model, not a curated record. NCBI's taxonomy places the organism in Eukaryota, Metazoa, Cnidaria, Anthozoa, Scleractinia, Merulinidae.